UUUCAAACCAUUUCUCACCUGCCCCCUUCAAACUUAUCCCAUUUCAUAAAUCCAAACCAUACAUCUCUUCCACCACCAUCACCGCCACCACCACCACAUCACCAUGGCAACCACCGCUUCCCACCGCCCCCCUCCCAGACCCCUAGACCUCGAAAUCACCAUCGUCUCCGCCAAACACCUGAAAAACGUCAACUGGCGAAACGGAGAUCUCACCCCUUACGUCAUCUUCUGGCUGGACCCCGAUCGCCGCCUCGCCACCAAAUCCGACGACUCCAACUCCACCAAACCCAUCUGGAACGAACGCUUCCUCAUCCCGGUCCCACCAUCCCCCUCCCCUCUCCUCACCCUCGAGAUCUUCCACUCCAAACCCUCCGACACCCCCAAACCCUUAGUCGGAUCCUUACGUGUACCCAUCAACGACUUACCUAACCCCGAUGACUCUACCGUUGUCAGAACCUUUGAUCUCCGCCGUCCAUCUGGUCGACCUGACGGAAAGAUCCGGUUAAAACUCGCUAUUCGUGAACGUGUUUUACCAGAUUACCAAAAUACCCCUCAACCUGCCUAUUAUUACGCUACUGCCCCUCAUUCUAAUUACGGCAGGUUUCCACCGUCAGUGUACAACACUUCACCGUCUCAGUCUCUCCCACCGCCACCACCACCUCCGGCAGCUCCCUCACCACCACCACCGCCGCCGCAGCCGACACAUACUUACCACUACGGAGCGUAUUCCGAUCCAUAUUCUGGUUAUUACCAGAGCGUCGGCGGCGGCGGUGGUGGAUACUAUUCUCAACCGCCGGCGCCGGUGGUUCCACAGACUCCACGGGCGUAUGCGUAUGCUGAGCGGUCGUCCGGCUACGGUGGGCCCAGUGCGCCAGUGGAUAAUAAUGCUCAAUACGAAUCAAAGCCGAAAACGGGUGUGGGAGCAUUGUCAGGGGGGUUAUCAGGGCUUUCGAUUGAUGAUCGGGUGAGGUAUGAAGAGGAAAAACAUGUUGGUGCGAGGGAACUUGAUGAUUAUAGCGAUUAUCGUCGUGUGGAUUAUUGAUUUGUAAACUCGAGUUAUGGUUUCUGGUUUCGGGCUUUCGGGUACGGUUAAAGAGGUAAUUAAUGCUUAAGUUACCAUGAUGGUUGUUUUGUAUAUUAUGUGUUGGUUUUGUUAUGGAUUAAUGAAGUUAUAUAAGCUGUUAAUGAUAAAUCGGUAAAUCCAGUUUAUAAUA
Molecule: messenger RNA, 1214 nt
Organism: Helianthus annuus (common sunflower)
Lineage: Eukaryota; Viridiplantae; Streptophyta; Magnoliopsida; Asterales; Asteraceae
Product: leucine-rich repeat extensin-like protein 5
Exons: 1
Coding region: 104-1042 (312 amino acids)
Biological process (GO): defense response
Source: RefSeq, a predicted model, not a curated record